CCCUUUUUCAAUGCUCUCUUUUACCUUGUUAGAGACUUAAAUUCUAACAAGUCUCUCUGUCUCCUUGACCCUCUAUUCUUUCUUCUAUGCUACUAAUCAUUUUCAUGACAUAAAACCUUCACAAUCUUGUCCAUAAAUUUUGUCUCGACCCUUUGGUUUUCAAGAGAAAGGACUCUGGUAAUUUGAAGCUUGAUCGUGAAGUAAGUACAAUCUGAUCAAGAAUUGUUCCGAUCAGAAUUAGGUGAGAAUUUUUAGGUGACAAUAACAUAACUUAUACAUCUUCUAUAUAUGUUUGCUUACUUCAGAAGCUCCUCUUAUGUUUUCAUAACUAAUUCUCCACUUGCUUCUACGUUUGUCUUUAGGUCCUAUUCUUUAGCUUAUUUUUAUUCUAUGAAAUUUCACUUGCCAUAUAGAACUAGGAAAUAGAAACAAUGUUUGUAAAAUUAUAAGAUCAAUGUUUCUCGUGUUAGUAACUUAGUAUAUAAUAUAUAUAUACUUCUCCAAAGUCCUAAAGGUGAUUCUUGAGCCAUGGCUUCUCUUGAAAAUCCAAAAGCUUUGGUUCCAUACAUGAACAAAGAUUGUUCACAAGGUUUUUGUAGCUUCUUUUGUCCACAAUGGUGUUAUGUAAUCUAUCCUCCUCCUCCUCCUCCUUCAUCCUUUGAAUUUCCUGAUGAUGAUUCAUCUCCAAAUUUCUCACCUCUUGUCAUUGCAGUCAUUGGAAUCUUAGCAAGUGUUUUUCUUCUUGUAACUUACUACACCAUAAUAUCAAAGUAUUGCGGCCGAAGAGAAUCAUCUUCGAGCGAAACCCACGAACCAAACGAUGAAUCGGAUGAAAAUCAUCAUCAUAACAAUCAUUUAAUCCAUGAGCCAUGGCAUGUUACAACAAAUGGCUUAGAUGAAAAUUUGAUUAAGUCCAUAACAAUUUAUAAGUACAAAAAAUAUGAUGGAUUGGUUGGUGUAAGAGAUUGUUCAAUUUGUCUCAAUGAGUUUGAAGAUGAUGAAAGUAUUAGACUUUUACCUAAAUGUAGCCAUGCUUUUCAUCUUCCUUGUAUUGAUACAUGGCUCAAAUCUCACUCGAAUUGUCCUCUAUGUCGCGCUACUAUUUUCGCCUUCAAUGCCUCGAGUACUAGUGCAACACUUCAUGUGCCUUCAAUGAAUGAAAUUUCAUUAGAAAAUCCACAUUUGAAUGAAAAUAUGAAUGUUGAAAGAGAUAGUACUAAUGAAUUGGAUGUAGUGGAAGAAGGAAUGUUGCAUGAUCAUGGUAGAGAAUUUCGCGCUUUAAGUGAUUUAGGAAAUUUAAGAGGAAGACACAGUGUGAUUGAGAUUAGAGACAAUAAUGAAAAUUACGAAUCGAUUCGAAGAUCAUUCUCUAUGGAUCAUUCAUUUCAAAGUGGCCAUGUUAUGCAUAUGAAUCAUCAUGAGCAAGAUUCACAAGUUGAAGGAAGUACUAGUGAAGUUGUUGGUUCAUCAAAGAGAUCAAGAAGUGAAAAUGAAAAUAGUAAAUUCAAUGGUUAUAGUAGAAAAGUUUUGCAUUGUGUUUUAAGUCCAAUUGCAAUGAAGAGAUCAUUUUCAAGUGGAAGAUUUUUCCUUAGUAGAAGUGGCAGAGGAAGAAGGUUGGGAGUUUUGCCUGUUUGAGAAAUAUUCCUUUGUAUUUUUUUUCUUUACCUUUUUUUGUUAUGUUAUUUAUGAAAGCAUGAUGGUGUAGUAGAAAAGAUUGAGCAAAUUUUUGUGUGAAGAUCUGUAUUUUUAACAUGAUUGAAUCUUUGAAUGAUGAUAGUAAUAUUAAUCAGUGUGUUAUUAGAACA
This is a messenger RNA of Cicer arietinum (chickpea), 1805 nucleotides long. RefSeq names its product RING-H2 finger protein ATL52-like. Gene Ontology annotation, molecular function: transferase activity. Lineage: Eukaryota; Viridiplantae; Streptophyta; Magnoliopsida; Fabales; Fabaceae. Gene Ontology annotation, biological process: protein ubiquitination. The record is from RefSeq and is a predicted model, not a curated record.